AUGCCUCCGGCAUUGAAACCUCUGGCGCCGUCGCGAAGGCUCCUCAGAUUUCUACGCGCACAGUCUGAAGGCCUCGUCUUUGCGGAGUGCACUGCAACCCUCCCUAGCCGUUGCCAUGGCUGCACCUGUUCCCGAUCGAGGUUGUCGGGCCUGGGGAGAGCCUCGUUGACCAGACGCCAGCCUCUGCUGCGGUCCUCAUUUGUCGAUCUCGAGUCUGUCUUCCCAGAAUCUACAUCCAGGUACCGUCCUGUAGGGGCGAGUGCGAAGAGUCAAUACGACUUUGCUGCGACUGCAGGUGGCGCCAAGCGAUAUUAUUCGUCAGGAUUCUCCUCGGAGGAGAGCAGUGGCAGGUUGACAUGGCGCGAGCUGCUGUUUGGGUCCGGGGCGAGGAAGCAAAGCGAGGCCAUGAAGGAGGAGGAAAUUAUGAUGCGUUUGCAGGAGGACUCGGGUGCCAUCUUCCAGCGCCGGUCCUUGACGUCGAAAGCGGCGCUUGACCCUCGACUGCGGUGUACCGAAGUGGAUGGGAAUGGCAAUGUUAUCAUGGUAGACGGCGAGCUAAAGAAAAGCGAGUUGAUUGCUAAGUAUGGCCUUCUUCCUCGCGAUCUUCGCAAAAUUGAUUCUUCCAACCUCCCUCACAUUCUUGUUCGUCCCUCUGCCAUCCUUAUCAACCUGCUUCACUUAAAAGUCUUGAUCAAACAUGACCGCGUCCUUCUGUUCGAUGUCUAUGGCUCGACUUCUUCUUAUCCCCAGUCAGCAUUCAUGUACGAUCUACAGGGAAAACUCCAACAGAAGCAAACUGGUGGUGCGAACAGCCUUCCAUAUGAGUUCCGGGCCCUUGAAGCCGUGCUCAUGUCGGUGACGGCUGAACUGGAGGCUGAUUUCGAGGCUGUCCGGGACCCUGUCAUCCGCAUCCUGAGCGAGCUCGAGGACGAUAUCGACCGGGAAAAGCUUCGGAUAUUGCUUGUCUUGUCAAAGAGGGUCAGCACGUUUGAACAGAAGGCCAAGUUGGUUCGUGACGCCAUUGAGGAACUCCUGGAGGCCGAUGACGACCUGGCGGCCAUGUACCUGACUGAGAAGACCCAUGAUCUCUACCGUGGGGAAGAUGACCACACUGAAGUAGAACUCCUGUUGGAGUCGUACCACAAGCUGUGUGAUGAAGUGGUUCAGGAGGCGAGUAACCUUGUGUCGAGCAUCAGGAAUACGGAGGAAAUUAUUCGAGCCAUCCUGGAUGCGAACCGCAACUCCCUCAUGUUGCUGGACCUCAAGUUCAGCAUUGGCACUUUAGGCCUAGCCAUGGGUACCUUCCUGGCCGGCCUAUACGGCAUGAACCUUGAGAAUUUCAUAGAGGAGACCAACUGGGGCUUUGGCGCCAUCACUGGGCUGUCGACAUUACUUUCCCUUGUCGUCUGCUGGUAUGGGCUGGCGAAGCUGCGCAAAGUGCAGCGCGUGAAGAUGAACGGCGCCGGGUUCACCAGACACAACCACUGGUUCCGUGACGAUAGCACCGACGUCUUGCUAGAUCCAAGCAACCGUGAACGGCUAAGGAAGAUUAACAUGAUGAAGAGUCAUGCCAAGCAGAAGACUGCUGCUGCUAAGAAGUGGCCUCUUAACAAGUUAUAG
This is a messenger RNA of Thermochaetoides thermophila DSM 1495, 1620 nucleotides long. RefSeq names its product NONE-like protein. Bases 1 to 1620 code for a protein of 539 amino acids. The record is from RefSeq and is a predicted model, not a curated record. Gene Ontology annotation, biological process: mitochondrial magnesium ion transmembrane transport. Gene Ontology annotation, molecular function: magnesium ion transmembrane transporter activity. NCBI's taxonomy places the organism in Eukaryota, Fungi, Ascomycota, Sordariomycetes, Sordariales, Chaetomiaceae. Gene Ontology annotation, cellular component: mitochondrial inner membrane. The transcript has 3 exons.